UAUAUGCUAGUUUAACCAGUCUCUACCUUGCAAUUAUUUGUGUGCAAUCCAUGCGAUUGUUGGAGUCGAAAGAAGCUUGCUAGUUUUACCUAUGUUUUCCAUCUAUGCUUCCUUCCGAGGCAACUUGAACCAGCACAAUUCUGAAUUCUAACGUUACUGUAUUGUAAAUCUCCCUAGCUAGCUAUCUGGUUAUGUGCUCCUGAUUACCAAUGAUCUAACCGCAACAGCCACGUGUGGAAAAAUUAAACCCGAUACUGCCAAUAUAAACGUCGUCUAUGUGUACAUAUGCCGAUAGUUUUUGAUGAUCUCCUCGCCCGGAGGCCAUCAGUGAUUCCACCACAGAACUGACGUUAAUUAGCCAAUAUGAUACUUAAACGUGACACGACACAUUUUAGCAGUUUCGGAACAACUCGAUUGCUAGCUCGUAUACGUGUACCCAUCUACCAACUAUAUGGCCAAAAUGGCAGGUUCAUAAUAUAGAAAAUCAAACGACGUGCCCUGACUUUGGCAGGACGACACUAGUUAUUGCAUCCUAUGGAUCACUGAACGAGGAAACUAUGGUUCCACCGCGGCUCACCGGCGCACUCCGCUCCUUCUCAAAUGUCAGCAAGCAGGACGAUACAGAGGACAUAUACGACUUGAAGUCCAAACGGCUGAAGAGGCAGGAGCUGCUUUCUAAGGGGGGCUUGACAUGGAAGAAGAUCGCACAGUUCUUCAGCCAGCACUUAGAGAAAGGAGAGCAGCACACCGCCACAGAGGAACUGAGAAAGAUCCUCCAGGCAGCCAAGCAGAUUGUCGGCACGGACUUCGGACAGGAAGCGGUGGAGAGCGCCGCCGUCUUCCUGUUCCGGACAUUCUACGGCACGGACCAGGUGGGACAUGAGGAGACGCGCGCCAUCAGGCACAUGUUCGGCCCCUUCCCAUCCUCCGCCGCGGACUCCUCCUGUGCUGCCGUCGGCCGCCUCGUCUCCCCCCUGGACGAGACCCAGGUGGAGGCCUUUGUUAAGGCCGAGACCACGGCCCACGUCUCCGACCGCGCCUCCUUCGGCCGAAACAUCGCCUUCUCCUACGACGGCUACGCGCUGGAUUACCUGGAGAACCUGCCCUGGGACGAGGACGAUGGCAACCAAGGCCACGGAUUCAGCCUGGACUUCGACAGGUUCCUCAACAACCAGCAAGAUGGGCGGAGGAAGGGCCCUCAGGACGGGGCCCCCGCCAGGUCGGGGAACGACGAUGGGGCCCUGCUCAGACAGGAGGUUGAGCAGUACCUCUCCAGCGGGAACAUGGAAUCCUCCAACACCGAGGAGCUCUGCACCUCCCUGUUCGAGAUGCUGGCGUCCCAGAAGACGGACGAUGAACUGCAAAAUGAGCUGUUUGAGCUCCUGGGUCCUGAGGGCUUCGAGAUGAUCGGGAGGCUGCUCCAGCGCAGGGGAGACAUUGUGGACUCACUCCUCUCCGCCCUGCCCGAACAGAGGCUCAGCUACCUUCCCGAAUCGGCGCGGAAAACGGGCGGGGACGGAAGCAAGCCGGCGUACGGCUGCCAGGUGACGAUCCACUCGGAGCAGGAGAAGCAGCUGCUGAAGCUCCAGCGGCGGGAGGAGAAGCGGGAGAGGAAGAGGGACAGGCGAGUGGACGACCCCGACCUCCCCAUGGACAGCGGCUUCAACUUUGACCCCAAGGAGCUGCGCCUGCACAGGGAGCAGGCUCUCCUCACCGCCCGCCGUUCGCCGGUGUUGGGCCGACAGAGGGAGUACGAGCGCAUCAGGUACCCGCACGUGUACGACGCCUACGCCGAAGCCAGCAAGACCUCGGCCUUCGUGGGCGGUGCCAAGAUGCUGCUUCCGGAGGGAAUCAAGCGAGAGAACAACAAGAUGUUCGAGGAGGUGGUGAUUCCGCCCAACGAGCCCAUGCCCAUCGGCUUUGAGGAGAAGCCUAUCUAUAUCUCUGAGCUGGACGAGGUUGGGCAGCUGGUGUUCCAGGGGAUGGAGCGUCUGAACAGGAUCCAGUCCAUCGUGUUCGAGACGGCCUACAACACCAACGAGAACAUGCUGAUAUGCGCCCCUACGGGGGCGGGCAAGACCAACAUCGCCAUGCUCACCGUCCUGCAUGAGAUCCGCCAGCAUGUGCAGCCAGGGGGCGUCAUCCGCAAGGACCAGUUCAAGGUAAUCUAUGUGGCCCCCAUGAAGGCCCUGGCUGCAGAGAUGACCAAUUACUUCAGUAAGAGGCUGGAGCCUCUGGGCAUUAGUGUGAAAGAGCUCACCGGAGACAUGCAGCUGACCAAGGGAGAGAUCCUCCGCACACAGAUGCUGGUGACCACACCGGAGAAGUGGGAUGUGGUGACGAGGAAGAGCGUGGGGGACGUGGCUCUGACCCAGAUCGUGCGGCUGCUGAUCCUGGACGAGGUGCACCUGCUCCAUGAGGACCGAGGGCCCGUGCUGGAGAGCCUGGUUGCCCGCACGCUACGCCAGGUGGAGUCCACCCAGAGCAUGAUCCGGAUCCUGGGCCUGUCCGCCACCCUGCCCAACUACCUGGACGUGGCCUCCUUCCUGCACGUCAACCCCUACAUCGGACUCUUCUACUUCGACAGCCGCUUCCGCCCGGUGCCGCUGGGACAGAGCUUCGUGGGCAUCAAGGCCAACAACAAGGUGCAGCAGCUUCACGACAUGGAGGAGGUCUGCUACGACAAGGUCCUUGAGCAGAUCCGAGCUGGACACCAGGUGAUGGUGUUCGUGCACGCCCGGAACUCCACAGUGCGGACCGCCAUGAGUCUCAUCGAGAUGUCCAAGAACCGAGGCGAGUCCAUGUUCUUCCAACCGGACCAGGGACCCGACUACGGCCAGUGUCAGAAACUGGUGCAGCGUUCGCGGAACAAGCAGAUGCAGGAGAUGUUUCCGGACGGGUUCGGGAUCCACCACGCGGGCAUGCUGCGGUCGGACAGGAGCCUGAUGGAGUCCAUGUUCUCUAAGGGCUAUCUGAAAGUGCUGGUGUGCACCGCCACAUUGGCCUGGGGGGUCAACCUGCCCGCCCACGCCGUCAUCAUCAAGGGCACUCAGAUCUACGACGCUAAGCGGGGCACGCUGGUGGACCUGGGCAUCCUGGACGUGAUGCAGAUCUUCGGGCGCGCUGGGAGGCCUCAGUUCGACAAGUACGGCGAAGGCACCAUCAUCACCUCCCACGACAAGCUGAGCCACUACCUCACCCUGCUCACCCAGCAGAACCCCAUCGAGAGCCAGUUCCUGGCCAGCCUGGCUGACAACCUCAACGCUGAGGUGGCUUUAGGGACCGUGACCAACGUUGAAGAAGCUGUGAAGUGGCUGAGCUACACCUACCUGUACGUGCGAAUGAGGGCUAACCCGCUAGCCUAUGGCAUCAACCACAAGGCCUACCAGAUGGACCCGGGCCUGGAGCUGUACCGGAAGGAGCUGGUGGUGGAGUCAGGCCGCAAGCUGGACAAGGCCCGGAUGAUCCGCUUCGAGGAGCGGACCGGAUACUUCUCCUCCACGGACCUAGGCCGAACUGCCAGUCACUUCUACAUCAGAUACAACACCAUAGAGACUUUCAAUGAGCUGUUCAAUGCCCAGAAGACCGAGGCUGAUAUCCUGAGCAUCGUGUCCAAGGCGGAAGAGUUUGAGCAGGUCAAGGUGCGGGACGAGGAGAUGGAGGAGCUGGAGCAGCUGCUACAUAACUACUGUGAGCUUCCUGUGGCCGGAGGCGCGGAGAACGGCUACGGCAAAAUCAACAUCCUGCUGCAGUCCUACAUCGGCCGAGGAGAGGUGGACAGCUUCUCCCUCAUCUCAGACCUGUCCUACGUCGCCCAGAACACGGCUCGCAUCGUGCGGGCGCUGUUCGAGAUCGCCCUGCGGAAGCGCUGGCCUGCCAUGACCUACCGGCUGCUCAACCUGUGCAAGAUGAUCGACAAGCGGCUGUGGGGCUGGGCCAACCCCCUGCGGCAGUUCACUGUGCUGCCGGGCUCCGUGCUGGCCAAGCUAGAGGAGAAGAGGCUCACCAUCGACAAGCUCAAGGACAUGAGGAAGGACGAGAUCGGUCACAUGCUGCACCACGUGAACAUCGGCCUGAAGGUGAAGCAGUGCGUCCACCAGAUCCCCGCCAUGCUGAUGGAGGCCAGCAUCCAGCCAAUCACACGCACCGUCCUGCGCGUGCGGCUCACCAUCACGCCCGACUUCAGGUGGAACGACCAGGUUCAUGGGUCAGUUGGAGAGCCCUGGUGGCUUUGGGUGGAAGACCCAGUCAACGACCACAUCUAUCACUCUGAGUACUUCCUGCUGCAGAAGAAACAGGUGGUGGCGGAUGAGCAGCAGCAGCUGGUCUUCACCAUCCCCAUCUUUGAGCCCAUGCCAUCUCAGUACUACAUCCGCGCAGUGUCUGACCGCUGGCUGGGCUCUGAGGCCGUCUGUAUCAUCAACUUUCAGCACCUCAUACUGCCAGAGAGACACCCGCCACACACAGAGCUGCUGGACCUGCAGCCGCUGCCCAUCACAGCCCUGGGCAGGCGGGAGUACGAGAGCCUGUACAAGUUCACACACUUCAACCCCAUCCAGACGCAGAUCUUCCACACGCUCUACCACAGCGACACCAACGUCCUGCUGGGGGCGCCCACGGGCUCGGGCAAGACCAUCGCCGCCGAACUCGCCAUGUUCCGCGUCUUCAACCAGUACCCUGGCUCCAAGGUGGUCUACAUCGCCCCUCUGAAAGCGCUGGUUCGAGAGAGAAUAGAGGACUGGAAAAUCAGGAUAGAGGAGAAGUUGGGGAAGAAGGUGGUGGAGCUGACGGGUGACAGCACUCCGGACAUGCGGGCCAUCGCCCAGGCCGACCUCAUCGUCACCACGCCCGAGAAGUGGGACGGAGUCAGUCGCAGCUGGCAGAACCGCAGCUACGUGCAGAAAGUGGCCAUCCUCAUCAUCGAUGAGAUUCACCUGCUGGGUGAAGACAGAGGUCCGGUUCUGGAGGUGAUCGUCUCCAGGACAAACUUCAUCUCGUCCCACACCAGUAAGAGUCUGCGUGUGGUGGGCCUGUCUACCGCCCUGGCCAACGCCCGUGACCUGGCAGACUGGUUGGGCAUUGGACAGGUGGGCCUGUUUAACUUCCGCCCGUCGGUCCGGCCCGUCCCUCUGGAGGUGCACAUCCAGGGUUUCCCAGGACAGCACUACUGCCCCCGCAUGGCCAGCAUGAACAAGCCCGUCUUUCAGGCGAUACGCAGUCACUCUCCAGCCAAGCCCGUUCUGAUCUUUGUGUCGUCGCGGCGACAGACCCGUCUGACAGCACUAGACCUGAUCGCCUUCCUGGCCACUGAAGACGACCCCAAGCAGUGGCUGCACCAGGACGAGAGGGAGAUGACAGACAUCAUCGCCACAGUGCGGGAGUCCAACCUGAAGCUGACGCUAGCAUUCGGGAUAGGCAUGCAUCACGCAGGCCUGCACGAGAGGGACAGGAAGACUGUGGAGGAGCUGUUUGUCAACUGCAAGAUCCAGGUGCUGAUAGCGACCAGUACGCUAGCCUGGGGCGUUAACUUCCCCGCCCACCUGGUGGUCGUGAAGGGUACAGAGUACUACGACGGGAAGACCCGGCGCUACGUUGACUAUCCCAUCACUGACGUUCUUCAGAUGAUGGGUCGGGCGGGCAGGCCGCAGUUCGAUGACCAGGGCAAAGCUGUCAUCCUUGUACAUGACAUCAAGAAAGAUUUCUACAAGAAGUUUCUGUAUGAACCUUUCCCUGUGGAGUCCAGUCUCUUGGGCGUGCUGGCGGACCAUUUGAACGCAGAGAUUGCCGCGGGAACCAUCGCUUCAAAGCAGGACGCCAUGGACUACAUCACCUGGACGUACUUCUUCCGCCGGCUGGUCAUGAACCCCAGCUAUUACAGCUUGGAGGACACCAGCCAUGCAUCCAUCAACAAGUUCCUCUCUAACCUGGUGGAGAAAAGUCUGAGGGACCUGGAGUGUUCAUACUGUAUGGAGAUUGGAGAGGACAACCAGAGCAUCGAGCCCCUGACGCACGGACGAAUCGCCUCAUACUAUUACCUCAGGCACCAGACGGUGCGCAUGUUCAGGGAGAGGCUGAAGGCAGAGUGCUCGCUCCAGGACCUGCUGCUCAUCCUCACGGACGCAGAAGAGUAUGCUGAGCUGCCAGUCAGACACAACGAGGACCAGCUGAACAGCGAGCUGGCUCGCCGGCUCCCCCUGGAGGUGAACCCGCACACGUACGACAGCGCUCACACCAAGACCCACCUGCUGCUGCAGGCCCACUUCAGCCGGGCCCCACUGCCCUGCAGCGACUACGGCACUGACACCAAGACCGUGCUGGACAACGCCAUCCGCAUCUGCCAGGCCAUGCUGGAUGUCUCAGCCAGUGAGGGCUGGCUGGUCACUGUGCUCAGUGUGUGUAACCUGGUGCAGAUGAUUGUACAGGGCAGGUGGCUCCACGACUCCUCUCUACUCACCUUGCCCAACAUUGAACAGCAGGACCUCUACCUGUUCAGGAAGUGGAACCCCGGGCAGGCGAGGGGCGGGGCCAGAGGAUACCAGGGCCCAAUGGAGGGGCUGCCUGAGCUGGUGGCGGCCUGUAACGGCCGGGAGAGCACCUUCGACAGCAUCGUGGGGAGCGGACUGCAGCACAGCCAGGUUUCCCAGGCCUGGGCGUUCCUCAGCCACCUGCCGGUGCUGGAGGUGGAGAUGCGUGUGAAGGGCUGGUGGGAGGGGAGCCAGGAGCAGAGCGAGCGGCAGCUUCCCACCGCCGUGUCCAACAUCCGCGACCAGAGGAGCUGGCUGGACCUCCACGCCGACCAGGAGUACGUCCUGCAGGUCCACCUGCGCCGCGUCAACGCCGGCGGCCAGAAGAGGAGACAGGACAGCAAAGCGAUGGCCCCACGCUUCCCCAAGCUGAAGGACGAGGGCUGGUUCCUGGUGCUGGGAGAGGUGGAGAAGAGGGAGAUGCUAGCCGUCAAGAGGUUGGGGUACGUGCGGAACCACAGCACCACCUCCAUCGCCUUCUUCACCCCGGAGAAAACUGGCAGGUGUAUCUACACACUGUACCUGAUGAGUGACAGCUACCUGGGCCUGGACCAGCAGUACGACAUUCACCUGAACGUCACGCCACCCAGCGUCUCGGCCCAGGUGAACAGCGAGGUGUCGGAGAGUGUCAAAGGGAGCUGUUAGCUGGUGGUCGCGCUCAAUUGGGUCCAACCAAGAUGUGAUGAUGGGGAUGAUGUCACGUUGAUGAUGUCAUAAUGGGAGAUCAGGCCUGCAUUGCAAUGACUUGAUGUUUUGCCUUAGUACAGCUCCUGCCUGACCUCAUGACCUUUAAGACACACACAAAGGUUUGGUGUGUGGAGGGUAGGGUUUGGAGCUUUCAACCACUUAGACAGGCAGUGGAGGUUUGUAGCACCCCAACCGUACGUUAUUCACCUUCCAAAAAAAGUACACGACUUUUACUCUCAAUGCCAGCUGAAGACACAGUUCCAGAAGCACUCCUCCAGCGCAAUGGGGUCUUGCAUGCCCACAAUAGCGGCCAAAACUUAACAAAAGUUUGACUUUACUUGAAUCGAUCUCGUUCAGUCUUGACUGUGGAAUGUAGGAAUUUCAGUUGUGCAAUGCUGAUUGACUGAUAUGAAGAUUCACUGUGAGGUUUGCAUUGUUUUUGCUGGUCCUUAUAUUAAACCAGCAUGUUUUUUGUUUUUUUGAACAGUUCCAUAGUUCCAUCUGUACACACUUUUAGCUUUGCAUGCCUAAUUCCAUUCAAUCAUUAAAUAUUCGCAUAAAAACAUUUCAUCCUGAAAAUUUAAGUGCUGUGCAACUUUUCUUAUUUAUGUAUUUUUUUCUGGUUUUCUCUCUGAAUAUAGGUGCAUUUGAAGUAUAAAGUGUCUUUUUGACAGGCCAUAAAAAACGAACUAUAAAACAGUGCUUGAUUUGUUUCUGAUAAAUCUAAUCUGUCAUUCGGAGAGGAGCAUGAUUGUAAAAUAUUUUGGUUGGAUUUGAAAUAUCUUUAAGCUGUGGUUUAAAGAUCGUAAUUCUGGUGCACAUAGGAUUGGAGUCACAGCCCCCGAGUCUGCGGGUUGUGGGGGAAAUUUAUAGAGUUGCCUCACUGAACAUGAGAAACCUGGAUGCAGUUAUUUAACACAGGGUUAAGGAAUGUGCUGCAGGUGUGGGUCAUGCGUUCCCUCCAUGUGCCAAACUAUCACAUCUGCUCUGAAAAUUAUUCACUGGUUCUGCAGAGUCCAUAUUGUUAUUGACCCAUAGUGCCUCAGAGUGGUGGCUUCCUUUAGAAUAAUUCUUAAAAUGGCUCUCGGUGUUGUUGCACAAACAGCCGUAAUUAUGCGACACCCAAAUGCAGAAAAUGUUAGAUUACAUUGUGUGCCAUCUGGUUCAAAAUAAUAUUUUGCCCCCCCUCAACACCCACCCACCCACCCCAUAUAUACUGCAUAUCUUUGAAUGAAAAUCUCAAAAUGUAAAAUGGAAAGUUAAGAGCAUGUUUGUUUUGUACUG
Molecule: messenger RNA, 8495 nt
Organism: Conger conger (European conger)
Lineage: Eukaryota; Metazoa; Chordata; Actinopteri; Anguilliformes; Congridae
Gene: ascc3
Product: activating signal cointegrator 1 complex subunit 3
Exons: 42
Coding region: 558-7169 (2203 amino acids)
Molecular function (GO): nucleic acid binding; ATP binding; ATP hydrolysis activity
Source: RefSeq, a predicted model, not a curated record